ACCUUUUUUCAGGCGCGUAUUCGAAUCUGAACGGUAGCCUUUAACUUUCACCAUCCCCCCCUAAAAAAGAAAGACGUCUACAUAUGAAAAAUGGCCCGCAAAACAAACAAAGAAGCUUUGAAGAACGUCCUGCAGGAUCUGAGUAAAGAUAAGUUUUCUGAGAUUUGUCACCGCCUGCGAGACCGCAAUGGAAAGCCUCGCGUGAGCUACAGUGAUGUGGAGGAUAAAAAUGUGUUGCAGAUCACAGACCUCAUGGUUUCAUUCUUCACAGAGAGCAAAGUUCUUCAAGUGGCUCGGACUAUAUUGAGACAGAUUAACUGCAACCAAGAAGCAAGGACACUGUCUUUGAAAAUCAAAGCCUCUGUGGACAAAGGUAAACCUACCAUCCAUAAGAAUUGUGCGGCUGGCGGGAAGGGUCUAAAGGCUAAAAAGAUUUUGCAGCGUGACAAAGAGCAGCCUGCAGCCACAAACACCAGCGCUGUCCCCAAAGCAGCCAAAAAGGAACCGCUCCAAAACAAAAGAGGCCAGCCAACCAGUGCCUCAACGUCCGAGGUCGGCCCAAAGCAGAAGAAAGCAAAGAAAGCUAAGAUGACGGAUGAAGAAGGAAAAAACAUAAAAACCAACAACAACAACAACAACAACAACAACAAAAAAGAAAAACAAAUCGGGAAAAAAAGGAAAAAUAAACAAAUCAACAACAACCGUAAAAAACCAAACCAAUCAACAUAAACAGGGGACAACAAACUUGACAAAACGAGAAGGGCUCUCGGAUGCGCAUACCAACGCCAAGGCAUGCCCUGCCUGACAUGUCUUACAAUUGUGGUAUUCAUUGUCAUGGGACUGUCCUCCGGUUCGAAUUGCAUGCCAUGAUCAGAUAUUUUGAUAUUUAUGUUGAUCUUUCCCUAUCUCCUACGUAUGCAUUUUAGGUAAAAAGCCUAAUGAUAUAACAAGUAGACCCCUGGUUUCCUCUCCUGAGCCGAUCAAUGAUUUAUACUCUAAUGCUGCACCAGCAUUAGAGUAUAAAUAUCUCAUGUUAUUCAUGAUAAAAUGACCUUUGAACUCUAUGGAUGCUGUGUGCAGUAAAGCCCACCAGAGGAUGCUUUUUUUUUUUUUAAAUCAAAAACAUUGUGCUUUUAAUGUGGAUAGCACUUUUAUGAAGAUGUUUUCCUUGUGUUUUAUUAACUCAAUCUUAACCUUUUCUUUUAUCAGUUAGUCCGGCUCCAUCUCUUUAAAAAACAGGAACCGGCUGCAGGGUGUAACGGGGCAUUCACACCAAAAAAAAGCGAUCAGUGAUUUUCUGUAGGGUGGUGCGACUGGGGGGGGGGGGGGGGAUGUCCUAUUGUGUUCUUAAAUCCCCCCCAACAAAGCACAAGUAGACUUUAUAUUUCACAAUUACUGUUUUCCGUCAGAUCAUUUAUAGAUUUCAACAUUGACGACCGCACUUAAAAGCAGCGUUAUUUCACAGGAGG
Molecule: messenger RNA, 1469 nt
Organism: Sander lucioperca (pikeperch)
Lineage: Eukaryota; Metazoa; Chordata; Actinopteri; Perciformes; Percidae
Exons: 3
Coding region: 91-729 (212 amino acids)
Source: RefSeq, a predicted model, not a curated record